UGAUUAUUUGAUACUUACUGCUCAUCUUCAUCAGUUCUAAUUUCCAUCUUUCUUGAAAACGGAAAAUGUCUUGCUGCGGAGGAAACUGUGGUUGCGUUUCUAGCUGUAGCUGCGGCAGCGGCUGUGGAGGAUGCAAGAUGUACCCUGACAUGGGCUACACAGAGACAACAUCCACAGAGACUCUUAUCGUUGGUGUUGCUCCCCAGAAGACACACUUUGAGGGAUCUGAGAUGGCCGUUCGUGCUGAGAAUGGCAGCAAGUGCGGAUGCAACUGCACCUAUGAUCCUUGCAAUUGUAAAUGAGAGAAAUCUUAGCCUUUGAA
Carya illinoinensis is the source of this 322-nucleotide messenger RNA. RefSeq names its product metallothionein-like protein type 2. The transcript has a single exon. Gene Ontology annotation, molecular function: metal ion binding. Bases 66 to 302 code for a protein of 78 amino acids. The record is from RefSeq and is a predicted model, not a curated record. Lineage: Eukaryota; Viridiplantae; Streptophyta; Magnoliopsida; Fagales; Juglandaceae.